AAAUACUCCUCAGUUUCCGGUUGGCUGGUCUCAGACGAUCCCAUAGGUGAAGAAGCCAGAUGUGGAGAUCCUGGGCUGGUGCGGUUACACGUGGUCUGCGGUUGUGAGGCCAGUUGGACAUACUGCCAAAUUCUCUAAAAUUACGUUGGAGGAGGCUUAUGGGCUUUUAAAGAGGAACGCCAGCAGUGAGGAUGACUUAGCGUUGGGCGUCGAAGUGAGACAGUAAAGGAAGAGAAGAAAGUGGAGAAGCAGAAGGAGACAGGAUGUCUUAGAAGGGACAGCCAAGGACAUUUGGCAUGAACCACUGUAUUCUCCUCAGAGACCGAGAGCACAGGAAGAACCUGUCCUUACAGAGAGGACAGGGGGUCAAUUCCAGACACUGACCCAAGGUGAGAUUGGUCAAGGCUGUCCACUAUCUCCUCCCAGGACCGGCUACUCAAGAUAUUAAAGGAAUUGGCUACUUAGAAAGGCCAGUCAACCAAAAGGGACUGCUGCCCCAAACCCUAAGGAAAGAUUGACCACCCCACAGACUACUCUAUCUCCUCCAAGGAACUGCCAGUGUACUCAACAGAAAGCAUCUUUAUAUGGUAAACAGGGAGUGAGGACCGUCCAGGAAUUUCUGAGGAGUUCCAGGUCCAGCCCAGUUCUCACCAGGUGGAACAGCUUGACCUCCGCCUUCUCAGCACAGUCGGCUCCACUCAGUGUAAUGGAUGUGCUGAAUCUGUGGAGUGAUGACCCAGAGGAGGUCCUACUAGAUCUGGGCUUUGGCUGUGACGAGCCUGACAUCUCUGGACGGAUCCCAGCCCGCUUCAUCAACAACCAGUCCGGCGCCCGGGGAAUCAACAUCCAGGUGUUCCUGGACGCCCAGAAGAACCGCAUGGACAUAGAGAACCCUGAUGUCAGCAAUAGGUUCAGGCAGUUGGAGGUGCUGCAGCAGGUUACCACUGCGUUCUCAUCCCUGGUCGGUGGUGCGUCUACAGACUCCCUCUCCGAGAGCGGAGUUCCAGCUUUAGCUUCAGCCGAGGCCAGGGAGAAGAGGAAGAGGAUGGGCAUGCUGCUCCGCCGGGUCUCCAGAAAAACCCUCAGCCAGACCCAAAUCCAGACCCAGGACUCCCAGGACACAAACCCAACUCCCCACAGUCCCGUAGCCCACUUACAGCAGCCCCUGGCCGGCCCCCCUGACAGGCGGACCCAGCUGAAACGAGCCAGACAGGGCCUGGCUGAGAGUAUAUGUCUGACCCCACUGGUAGAGGAGCAAGGCCUAGCCUCGGAAGCACCAGAGCCCCACUUGGUCCCCCAGGAGGGUGCGCUCAGGCUGGAGGUGGGGAAGGAGUAUCCACCCCUGAUCUCCAGUGGUAUUCCAACCAGAAAGAAAAGUCCUGGGGAGGCCAGGGAGUCCUUUGAGAUGGAGGAGAUCCAGAGCUUUGAUGAGGGCAGUAUUUCUGGGAGCUACAUGGGAGCAUCUGACACCACAGCAGUGUGUGUGAUGAGGACUAACAGCUGCCAGUCUGACAGCAGUGGCUUCCUGGAAGAGCCCUUCAUCCCGUCCAUUACCCAGCAUCCCUCACCUGGACCCGAGCUCAUGAAGGCUUUGUCGGGAAUAUCUGGAGGCAGCACUGACAGCCAGAUCACUGUAAAAGGAGCUUCACCCCCCUCGUCCCCCCUAUCCACUUCCCUGGACCCUUCCCCUCCUUCCCUCUCCACGUGCCACCCAAGACCCGAGUCUCCUCUAUACAGACCAGAGACAACAAGCCCUACAGAGGAGACACCCAGACACCAGGAUUCCCCCACACCCCACUCCCUCCUCUCUGAUGCCUUGGAGAUGACUAACUCUGCGUUUGGAGCCAGGCCAAGCCUAAUGGAAAACACUGUCACUGAGGAAGAUGGAUUCUCUUCGGCCUGCUGUGCACCUUGUCAUAAGCCAGACUCUCCGUUACGGCACGUUAUUAUUAUCAUGAAAACAGAUAGAGAAACAGAACACUUUACUCUGGAAUCAGAGGAAGCUGUUCCAAUAGGAGGAGAGGAAAAGGCCAUAGCGGAACAAAGUGGUAAUGUUCAGACAGGAACAGAGGCUGUUGGUGAUCAGGACACCGAUUGUUAUGGGUCACAUGAAGGCCCUCUGAUGGACUCGGUGGCUCUGGUGCAGAUGAAGAAAGAGAUGGAGAUGAAGAUGGAAGUAGAGAUUAGUUCUGGUUUGGAAGGUCCAGUGUUGGGUCCUGUCGCUGUUCCUGAGGUGGUGGAUCAAGGCUCUGAGACUGGAUCUGUUUGUCAGGACCGGUCCUCUGAAGAUCCUCUAUUAGGAUCUGACCCUAACCUCUCAGCAGUGCUAAGCCCUGCCUCCCCUCUCCCCCCAGCAGAGCCUCUCUCUGCCUCUUCUCCCCCCCCAGUGCACUGGGAAACAAGUGGCUCAGAGAUUUCAGAGGGAUCCUCAAGCUUGGUUGUCCAAGAGCCUGUCCCACCACUAAAUCAACCAACAAACCCAUCAACAGACCUACCUCCAGGCCCAGCUUUAACCUCACCUUCAGAGCAAGUGUCACUUCCAUCCCCAGCCUCUUCCCCACCACCAUCUCCGUCCCCAGCCUCAUGCCCACACCAACCUCCAGCCUCAUCUUUUCUGGCAGCAUCCAGCUCAUCUCCAACACAAUCCCAUUCCCCAAUCCCAAACCAUUCUCUAUCAGCCCUAACCACAACACCAAUCCCAUCCUCAAUUCCAAACUCACCAUCAGCCCAUUCCUUAACCGUAGCGCCAUCUCAAGCCCCAACCCCACUCGUCCCCCACAGUGGUGCUUUCAGGUCAGGCCGAUCUGUGUCUGUCCAGAUGCCCUCCUCCCUGCCCUCUGUCUCCCACUCUGCCCUCCGGAGAGGUGCUGUCCCCCACACCCCCUCUCCGCUCGGCCCUUCCUUCGAGCCCCUCCCCCUGACUGACCUGACGUUCCGGCAGAGGCGGAACUCCUUCUCCAGGAAGGCGUGGUCAGAUGCUGAUGUCUCCCACUUUGCAGAACACAGAAACACUGCGGUUGCCAUGGGAAAGGCAGACAUGACACCUGAGACGAUAUCCCUCCCGUCCCCAUGCCCCUCCCCCUCCAUGUCAUCGUCCAAUCGGUGGCUGUCUCGCGACGGUUCACAAAGAUCCGGAAGUUUCCAGAUGAAGUCCACCUCCUUGGACACUGGGCUGUGGCAGGAGGAAGUGGGGGAAGAAGUGGGGGAUGAGGAUAGACGGUGGGAACGAGCCCUGUUCUCUGGGCUUUCCUGCUGCUGCUCCUGUGAUAACCGCUGUCGCUGCUGUUCUCAGAACAAUCGCCACAAACCGUCCUCCGUUUCAGCUUUCCCUUAUUCACUGGAUGAGCUGGAGGGGAUGAUGCACUGUAUGAGGAAGUUCCGCUGCGUCCUGACAGACAUCGAGGAACAGCUGUCAGAAGACCAGGCCUCGGUGUACAGCUCACUCUCUGACACUGACAGAGAGGAAGUGCGAGACGUCUUGGAGCUGAGGAAAGCUGUGAAACAGGAAGCUGGAGAGUUGGAACUGCAGCUCACUGACCUGGUUCAUCGGUAUGACGACAGCUUCAAAAUGAAGAUGCACAGACUACUCGAUGAACAAUCUCACCUCUACACCCAGCUAAGGCUCCUGCCCCUGAUCCCCACAACCACAUCCACCCCUGGUUCUGCCUCCUCCAGGAGCAUGGCCACUCAGUGCUGCCUGCUGCCCUGGCUGCCUUUAACGGACAUGUCCAGGCCACGCCCCUCAUCGCAGGCCACCUGGGAUUUGGAGUCUAGAUCAGCUCUGCCAGAUUCCAGUUCUAUGGGCCAGAGGCUAAAACAUGGUUCUACAGACACCAAGCCAGACAAACUGGACAUUGUGGGUUUCAUCCAGAGACUGAAGGAGUCCAUACGCCACUCUGUCAAUACUGACUCACUGGAGUAAAAGAGAGGUGGGGUAGCCCUGACUGACAGAUCUAGGCCAGGAUUCAAUCCUAAGCGUUUCAUAGGGCAGCGUACAAUACAGGCGACAAAAGGCAUUUUCCUUGAUGUUCGCAGAGAUGGCUGUCAUGGUAAACGCUGUGCAUGUCGGCUCAGACGUAAAUGACCUUUGAAAAGUCUUAUAAUAGUGCUCUGCUCUGUAACACGCCUUCGCGUGAAUACCAGACCUAUACCCUCUAAACUUGACUGAAAAAAACACUGCCUGUGUCCUCACCCACCUGUGGAUUGUUUUUCUGUCUUACAGAUGCAGCUUCUGCUGUAGCUUACUGAAGAUGAUCUGCUGUCUAAGUUAUAGUGUGUCCAAUCAACCUGGACUCGGGUAGAUCUAACAUGAUAAAUGUAAAUCUGUCUCCCUCCAUUUAGUAUGAUGAGUUGGGUGUGGUAAGGUAUGUAUUUCUUUGUGGAUGUCCAUCAUCCAUUAUGUUAUGAAUAACAAUUCAUAUGAUAUGUUACGAUUUGCUUUUUGUACAAUAUGUCACGAUUGCGAUUUAAGUAUGAUAUGUCACAAAUUCCAGUUUGAUGUGGCUAACCCUAACAUUAGUUAAGUAGCUUACGUUAACUAGGCAAAGGGUUAGCUAACAUGCUAAGUAGUUGCAAAAAGUAGUACGUUUCAAAAUAGCUAAUUAGCCUAAAUGCUCAAGUUGUCCGUGAUGAGAUCGGAAGACGCAACCUUAGAGAUGCUAGAAGUUUGCAUUAUAUGCCCACCUAUCCACCCCGACCCACCACCCUCCCUUCGUUUUUGCCUCAUGUAACCUUACCAAACAUAUCAUAUUAAUUUGAGUGUCCUGGAUUUACGUUGACUAUGUCUAGUCUAUGAAACCAGGCUGGUGUAAUCAAUGGAUUCCAUUACUACCAAAGUAGUCCAGUGUCCACAUGAUGAAUAAAGAGCAUGAAACCAUGUGUGCUAUAUCUAUAA
Molecule: messenger RNA, 4894 nt
Organism: Oncorhynchus nerka (sockeye salmon)
Lineage: Eukaryota; Metazoa; Chordata; Actinopteri; Salmoniformes; Salmonidae
Gene: itprid1
Product: ITPR interacting domain containing 1
Exons: 14
Coding region: 707-3922 (1071 amino acids)
Molecular function (GO): signaling receptor binding
Source: RefSeq, a predicted model, not a curated record